Messenger RNA from Diaporthe citri, 996 nucleotides. RefSeq lists its product as uncharacterized. The transcript has 2 exons. The record is from RefSeq and is a predicted model, not a curated record. The coding region runs from base 1 to 996 and encodes 331 amino acids. Lineage: Eukaryota; Fungi; Ascomycota; Sordariomycetes; Diaporthales; Diaporthaceae.
AUGUCUAUCCCUCGCGUCCUCGAGCCCCUCGGCAGGCCCACCCCCAUCCGCAUCCUGGCGUCAGCGGAGGAAACAGACGGGCUGGUAUCCGUGUUUGGCUACGGCGGCGUCACGGGCGAUGCGCCGGGAUUCCACUACCACAACGAGGUGCACGACGUCUUCCUGUGCACGCGCGGGCGGAUGAAACUCUGGGCCGGGAACCGAUGCAGGAUCCUGUCGCCGGGUGAUUUCGCGUACGUGCCGCCCAAGGUCGUCCACCAGCCGCAGCUCGUGGAUCCCGUCAAUGAGAGUGUUGGGCUGGUCACACCGGGCCAGUGGGUUGACUUCUUCCGGUUUGUCACGGAGAAGUACGACGGCAUCAUCGGGGAUGAAUUCGAUCGGCGCAACACGAUGAAGUUCAUGUUCAGCAUGAUCCAGGAGAUCAAGGAGAAAUACGACGUGAUAUUCCAGCCUGGGUUCCAAGGCGCCGAGGUGUCGGACUGGUCUGAGGAGGACUCCAAGUUACCAGAUGGCCCGGAGCCGACCGAGUACUUCCUGCGGGCGAACACUGGCCCGAGGUACUUCCUCGAAGGCAUUCUGGCUCGGCCCUUCAUCACGACGAAGCAAAGCGCGGGCCAGUUUGCGAUCACCAGCAUCGAGUCCAGUAACCGACUGACCAACUCGGUCCUCAGCAAGCCGUUUGUAUUUGAGAAAGUGCACCAGGUCUACCACGUGCUCGAUGGCGCCAUUCUCGUCAGAACUGAUGGUCAGGCACCUGGAGACCUUGUGCGCGCGGGAGAGACGGUCUUCAUUCCUGCCGGCAAGGAGGUCUCGUUUAGCUUUGUCGACAGGUAUGUCCGACUGUGGUCCUUCACGGGUGGGGAUGGAAUCGAGGCACUGGUCGCCGGCGCCGGCGAUGCCUUUGAAGGUUCGGUCGUUCCGGAUCAAGUGGCGUCGUUCGAUGUCGACCGGGUGCACCAGGUAGCAGAGUCUUUAGGUAUCAAGAUCAAGCUGUAG